Messenger RNA from Astyanax mexicanus (Mexican tetra), 2688 nucleotides. It is a transcript of the gene ppic, whose product is annotated as peptidyl-prolyl cis-trans isomerase C. Bases 79 to 708 code for a protein of 209 amino acids. The record is from RefSeq and is a predicted model, not a curated record. Gene Ontology annotation, biological process: protein peptidyl-prolyl isomerization; protein folding. The transcript is spliced from 5 exons. Gene Ontology annotation, molecular function: peptidyl-prolyl cis-trans isomerase activity. Gene Ontology annotation, cellular component: intracellular membrane-bounded organelle. NCBI's taxonomy places the organism in Eukaryota, Metazoa, Chordata, Actinopteri, Characiformes, Acestrorhamphidae.
UCACCGGAUACGUGAAAUUCCAGCUUGUGGAUACAAGCAAGCCAGCGGUGCUGAGACUCCUGUACAGCAGUAGCAGCCAUGCGCUGGGUUAAUGUGCUGCAGAAAUGCCUGCUGCUUUAUUUACUACCAUUUCUAGCAAACGUCGUGGACUCUAAAGCCAGAAUCGGUCCAAAGGUGACGGAUAAGGUGUUUUUUGACAUCACAGUUGGAGGACAUGAGGUUGGCAGGAUUGUGAUUGGGCUGUUCGGAGAGGUCGUCCCCCUUACUGUGAACAACUUUGUUGCUCUUGCCACUGGAGAGAAAGGUUAUGGUUACAAAGGCAGCAAGUUCCACCGUGUCAUCAAAGACUUCAUGAUUCAAGGAGGUGACUUUACAGCAGGAGAUGGAACUGGAGGUAAAAGCAUCUAUGGGAAGACGUUUGCAGAUGAAAACUUCAAGCUAAAGCACCAGGGAACCGGCUGGGUCAGCAUGGCUAAUGCAGGGCCCGACACCAACGGCUCGCAGUUCUUCAUCACUUCUGCCAGGGCUCCGUGGCUGGAUGGCAAGCAUGUUGUCUUCGGCAAAGUCUUGGAAGGCAUGACUGUGGUUCAUACCAUUGAGCUCCAGGACACGAAUGACCGGAACAUGCCCUACACAGAGUGUGUGAUCGUGAACAGUGGAAAGAUUGAGGUCAAAGAGCCUUUUGUAGUAGAAGUGGAAGGUUGGUAGUGAAAGGUUGGCACACCAGACUGGGACUAGAGCCCAAACGAUAUAUAAUAGAUGGCUAAUAAAAAGAAAGAUGUAUUGGUUCCAUGUUUAUCAUUAUCACAGUAGUUGAUAAAACUGUAUUAUUACUAUUAGAAAGUUUAAUAAACAUUAAAGAAAAUAUUAAAAUUACCCCUACUGUUAAAAAUGAUAUAGUCAAAAGACUAUAAGUACAAUUGCUGUUGAUGUUUUUUUUUUCUGUAUUGCCAUGGAGGGUUGCGUACUGUAGUGAGACAGAAAAAUGAAACUGUGUUGCACUACAGACUAUAACAAAACAUUGCAAAUAGUUCACAUUUACUAAUAGUUCCAGGCUGGAUUGCUCCUUUAAGUCUUCUCCUAUGCACUCAUGAUAUAAGAAAGAACAUAUAAUAAUAUAUUAUUGCAAAGAGUGAGAAACCUCUAAAGCAGUGAUUACCAGGCCUGCUUCUUGGCAUCUGUCUUCCAUGCUGAUUUAAAAAAAAAAAAAAAAAAAGCAAAUAUAAGUAAAUAAUGAUUACUAAGAAUGAGCUGAGCCUAAUGUAUUAAACUUGGGCUGAAAGAAAACUCUGUAGGGAAGUGUACAAAAUAAUAAAAAUAAGAAAUAACCACUUAGCUUCAUACAAACUUUAAAGACAACAGUUUACAUACUUAAUAUCAAAUCAGAUACCACUCAGAUAUAAUACCACUAAUCUAAAGGUGCCACUGUGUUAUUACCAUUAUGUCAUGUCGCCACUUUACUGUUAGUUUACAGAUUAUUUGUUCAAUAGGGAAUCCUGUAAUAGCUAGGUACCUAGUUUGUCAGUCAGUGUUAGAUGUGCUAGAGGAUAGCUGGACACAUAUCAUUGAAUUAGUUGUAGUAUUAGAUGGACAUUUGUUGUUGGAAUGAACUACCUAAUAUUCUGGUAGCCCUUCAUCAUUUUCGUGUUUGUGUUUGAACAUUUUUUUGUGUAUGCUUUAUACCUCACUUAGCUUGGAACAACACAUAUAUAGAGAUGUUUAUAUUUCAGCUAAAUUAAUAUAUGAUUUAAACAUUUUAACAUAAGACAGCUAAUGGGAGCAAGGUAAGGUCUUGACUUUGAGGUACUGAUUAAAUAAGCUGUUAGCAUUCCUGACUGUACGACAACGUUUACACCUGGUCACUUCAAGAAACUGGCAUCUGAUUUUUAUCUUACUUGAAAUACUACUAUAAAAUAUAUAUAUAUAUAUAUUAUAAAAUUACCCAACCCACUCACUGGGAUUCCCCCUAUUACUGGUGCUGCUGUUGUGCAUUUCUUUAUAUGUACAUUUUUAUGUGGUCUCCCCUUAUCUGGAUAUAACCCUGAUACUCAACACCUUAAGUUACCAGGUGUAAAAGAGGUAUAUUUCCAUUUGUUUAACUCACUACUGUUUAUGUAGAACUUGAUAUUAUCUGUAAAACAUAUCACGAUCAUUUUACGUAUCGUAAAGGUCACAAUAAUAUGCAUAUUUCAUCACGAGUGCCAAAUAUUUAUGCAUUUUGCUGCCAAAUUUGCUUAGCAGAUUUAAAGUGGAUCUUUUUAUUGUGAUGUUUUAUAUUACAGGCAAAUUUCUUGAUAUUAAUAUUCCAGAGAGUGCCAAUACUUAAAAUCCGUGUGUGUUGUUAUUUAGCCUCAUUACAUUAGUAGUUUAGCGUGCUGAAAUUAAAAUUUGCUAAUUUUAAACAAAACUGUAAUACAUACAGAGAAGGUUGUUUAUAUCUUAUCAAAUCCUACCAGUUUAACUGGUAAAAAAAAUUAAUUAAUUUUUAAAUAUAAAAAAUAUGUUUUUUUUUGUUUGUUUUUAAACUUCAUGCCCAUUUGUGUAGUACACUAAAUGUAUUUAUUUAAAAAUAUAUAAAUGCAUUUUUCAUAUGUUCCAGACAAAUUCAAUCAUACUUUAAAAUGACUGUGAUUAACUUGCUUCUGAAUCCAACCAUAUCUGAAAUAAAAUAAUUUACCCUUGUGUAAA